UUGCGUAAAAGCUCCGCGUGAGUACUUCAUUCUUAUGAACGAAGUCCAAGUGUGUUCGUGAUUAAUUGAAAUGACUGUUGAUUUCCAUAUUGAUUUUUGGGUCUGGUUUAUUUGAGAGAAAUGUCCGUGGAAGUGGAGCGGAAGUUUGUGUGUGACUCACAAGUCCUGGAGAAACUGAAGGAUAUUGGAGCUGUAUGUCUGGGUCAGAAUGAGUUUAAAGAUCAGUACUUCGACUCCGCAGACUUCACAUUAACCCUAAAGGAUUUCUGGCUGAGAAAACGUGAAGGAUCCUGGGAGCUAAAACGGCCGGCGGCAUCACAUUUGAACGCAGAGAAAAGAGCACAGGAUGUGUGCACUAAGUACAGAGAGAUCACAGAGGUGCUUCAGAUCAGGGCUGAACUCAUCGCUGUCAUGGGCAUUUCCACAGAACGCACAUCCGACUCCUUACAGACGGAACAAUCUAAAGAUGUUCAUGCUGAGUUUGAAAAAUGGCUGCAGGAUUUGAAACUGGAGUGCUUUGCGGAGUUCACCACCGUCAGGUGUUCUUAUGCUCUGGGAUACGAAGGGGACGACAGAAAAGUCCGGGUCGAUCUGGACCAGGCCGAUUUUGGCUACUGCGUGGGAGAGAUCGAAGUUCUUGUUUCAGAAGGGGACGAGAUGACGUCUGCGAUGCAGUAUAUAGAGAAGACCGCUCAAAAAUUAGGUCUCAGCAGUCAGAAGAAAACUCAGGGGAAAAUGCACGUGUAUCUUCAGAGAUUUCGCCCAGAUCACUACGCUGAGCUUCUUAAAGCUCAUGUGAUGUGAAAUCAUCGUGACUAUCAUUUUAUUCAUUAGUAAUAUUAAUAAGGAGAAAAUGAAUAUAUGUCUGUAAUAAUGUGUACAUUUGCGAAGUGUGAUCUAGGGAUGGGCGGAUAUGUUAUCGUUUGCGAUAUAUACCGGUAGAAAAUCUCCCCACAGUAAGAAUGAAGUCUUCCCGUGAUGAUAACGUUAAAGCCUAGUUGAUGACGUAUUUCUGGGGCGGCUGUGGAUGAGGUGGUAGAGCGGGUUGUCCAGUAAGCGUAGGGUCGGCGGUUCGAUUCCCGGCCCACGUGAGUCCACAUACCGAAGUGUCCUUGGGAAAGACGCUGAACCCCGAGUUGCUCCCGAUGGCAAGUUAGCACCUUGCCUGGCAGCUCUGCUUCCGUGUGUGUGUGUGAAUGAGACAUUUUGGAUAAAAGCGCUAUAUAAGUGCGCCAUUUACCAUUUCUGUGUGCGACGGUCUGCGACCCGUUCGCGGUUCACGUGCAGGGCGAAACAGGUACGGCGGAAGGCGGACGUGAAGCCGACGAGGAGUUCAUCGCUACCUCUACAAUCUGGAACUGGUUUCUGAGGACCUCAAGACUGCAUCCAGCGGUCACUUGUAGUCAAGAACAGUGGUGAACGGUACUGUAUUUAUAUCGUCACUGAUAGCGGUAUCGCAAUAAAUACCUGAAAAUAUCGUGAUCUAGUCGUACGUCCGUAUCACCCAUCCCUAAUCCGAUCACAAAUAAAUCAAUAUCUGCGGCAAGACGGUAUAUACUGUAGAGUUGAGGGAGUCGGGGGGGGGGGGGGGGGGGCUUUGUUCAGAUCUGGGGAAAGUUUUCCGAAUGUUUGUUUCAACACAUUCACUGAAUGUAUUCAUAAUGAUGCCAAACUUUCCUGUUAUCAUAUUUCUUGAGAUGUAUAUUAUAUAAACACGUCUGAAAACACAAUACAGCUUCCUCCAGAGGUCUGAGUCAAUAUGCGAUGGACGUGUGGACCUGAAAAGCUCGUCAGAAAAUCAAAUAAUGGGUGUUGAAAUAAAUCUUACAGAUUAAUAAAUGAAAUCGUAUUCCUGUGUCUAACGAUGUUCGUGAUCAGCUUGAUUUAUUACGCGGAUAACAUUUCUGCUCUGAUCGGCGUGGUCUUUCCCAGGAUGACCCGCCCCCAUCCAUAUCCAGGGCAUAAUGGUUGGAUGAGCAUGCAAAUUAUGUCAUGGCCUUCACAGUCAACGGAUCUCUGCCCGAUUAUCAAUCUCCGUCGAAUUUCGUGCCAUCGCAACAAAAGACACGUGAAGAUCUUGCAGCGUGAGAACAUUUUCUGCUCACAAGACGUUUCGGUCGCCAUGCACGACUGAGGCAAAGUGUUUAUGAAGCAGCACAGAUAAAUCAAGGUUCACCAUUUGUAAGUCGCUUUGGAUAAAAGCAUCCGCUAAACGAAUAAUUGUAAACGUUCACCGUGUGAUCCCGGCUGGAGCGGACGCCGGGAAUGUGCUACCUGCCCUUCAUUAUGCUGAAUGGAAAACACAAUAGCAACCUACAAUACAAGAUCGUUCUAGAAAAUGGGCCCUUUGUUGUUUCGGCCAAAAUGUUUACCAAGACGUGGUUUAACAGGUUCGGUAUGAAAGAACCUGCUCUAUUUGAGCAUAAUUAAAUAUCUGUGGUCUGAAUUGGAGAAAGCAGUCUAAACGUGCAAACGUAAAAAAUAUAUAGAAUAUAAAAGGGUUCGAAUGGUCUCAAGAUUCCUUUCGGACCGUCCUUUAGCCCCGUUAGACGUUACAGGAAGAGGCUCGGUGCUAAUACGCACCCCGGGUCGUAUUUAUUUCCUGUUAUAAUGUAGCUUUUAGGGUAAUUUCUUUUAAUUUAACGUCUCACUUUCCUGACCUUCCAUUAGUACUGCGAAUCACCGGAUCAUCUCAUCUCAUCUCACGAGGUUAUACAUUUGGAGCGGUGCACUGAUGGAGUUUGUCAUUUCUACAGGAUCAAUGUUAUCACGUAGGAUGAGAGUCUCUGAGCCCGAGUACCAGAGUGAAAGGUCAGUUCUUGGUCCACUCGUGUACUACAUCUCUGGGCUCAGUGAUCAGGUCUCGUGGCUCCUCCUGUUACUUCCAGCGGUCCAGUUUCAGCGAGUCCGUGCCCACGAUCGCCUCAGAUUCCAGUUCUCAGCCGACAGGAGUGGAACCGGAUGCGGUCGUCCGCUGUCGUAGCUCAUCCGCAUCAAGGUCCGAUGUUUUGUGCGUGUCGAAAUGCUUUUCUGCUCACCACGGUUGGAAAGAGCGUCUACGAGAGUUACGGGCGAACCAACUCGCGUCGGUUUGUACGUUCCCGUUAAAGUCGCCUCGGGUAAAAUCUUACUUUUUAUAGAGUCUAGCCAGUGCUAGAAGUGGAAUUUUCUGUGAAAUUUAUGUAUUGAACACACGACGACUAGAAUCUAUUGAUAAAAUGCAAUCAAUAUGGACAACGAACAUUUAGAAUUACUACUUAGAAGCAUAAUCUAAAAAUCAAUAUUAGUUCAUCAUAAUUUAGAUGUGUAAAUCAAUAUUUAGAAGCAUAAUCUAAAACCAUAGAAGACUUUCUAAUCGAGUUACAUUCGAAGUGUGUACCGAGUUCGAGGAAUUGUGUCUUAUUGCCAAGUAGUUUUUUUAAAUUUUUUUUUUGGGUAUCAUCCUGUACCUUUCUACACAGCAAUAAAUUAGCAUUAGACAUUCGCUGAAACUAUUUCCACAACCAAAACGUUUUGAAGCUUGCAAACCAAUGAUAAAAUAAAAGAUAAGGCUUCCAGCAAAAAAAAAAAAAAAAGAACCUCGAGCUAGGACGAAAGCCAGAGAACCAUUAAUGGAGCGGAAGGGAAUUGGGUGAGAGCCAGAAAUUCAUUAAAGUGUAGAGGUGAAUUUAGGACAGAGUAAAAAAACAACAAAAAAAAAUAAACAAAACCCCGGCCUUAUAAAAACCUUUCUAAAAAACAAUUAACUAUGCAUGCGCCACAAAUGUAAGAGAUGAUUAAUUGUUAAAUGAUGAAUAAUUAAUUGUGGCGAAGAAGAUCGGCCUGUUCUUUUAAUGAGAAAAGGUCAAACCAUGAGCUCGCUGUUGCAGAAAGGUAUAAAAAUACAUGUUUGAAUAAUUUCGACCUUCUAGACUGUCAUUUUUAUUGUUUUAAAUAAAGUUUCAUUUCUUUUGAUAUCCAUAA
Ictalurus punctatus (channel catfish) is the source of this 3963-nucleotide messenger RNA. RefSeq names its product thiamine triphosphatase (gene thtpa). Gene Ontology annotation, biological process: dephosphorylation; thiamine diphosphate metabolic process. The record is from RefSeq and is a predicted model, not a curated record. The coding region runs from base 121 to 804 and encodes 227 amino acids. The transcript has 3 exons. Gene Ontology annotation, molecular function: magnesium ion binding; thiamine triphosphate phosphatase activity. NCBI's taxonomy places the organism in Eukaryota, Metazoa, Chordata, Actinopteri, Siluriformes, Ictaluridae.